CCGAAUUUCGGAGGUGUUCGCGAACGCAGCAUCUUCGUGUCCAGCCUGCUCUCUUGUGAAUAGCCGUUAGCUGGCAGGAUAGUUGACGCUAAAUAACAGCAGCUGAGGACAGACUCAAGAUGGCAGAGAAUGACGUUGAUAAUGAGCUUCUGGACUACGAGGAGGACGACGAGCCCCAGGGGCUCCCAGAAAGCGGCACCCCUGCCAACAAGAAGGAGGUGAAAGGUUCCUAUGUGUCCAUCCACAGCUCGGGCUUCAGAGACUUCCUCCUCAAACCAGAGCUGCUCCGCGCCAUUGUUGACUGCGGUUUUGAGCAUCCUUCAGAAGUUCAACAUGAGUGCAUUCCUCAAGCUAUCCUUGGCAUGGAUAUCCUCUGCCAGGCAAAGUCUGGCAUGGGAAAGACGGCUGUGUUUGUGUUGGCCACAUUGCAGCAGAUUGAACCUGUGGAUGGCCAGGUCUCUGUUCUUGUGAUGUGCCACAUACGAGAAUUGGCCUUCCAGAUUAGCAAAGAGUACGAGCGCUUCUCCAAGUACAUGCCCAACGUCAAGGUGUCCGUGUUCUUUGGCGGCCUGGCCAUCAAGAAGGACGAGGAAGUCCUGAAGAAGAACUGCCCUCACAUCGUUGUAGGAACUCCAGGCCGCACGCUGGCCCUCAUUCGAAACAAGACUCUGAGCGUGAAGAACAUCAAACACUUUGUGCUCGACGAGUGCGACAAGAUGCUGGAGCAGCUGGACAUGAGGCGUGAUGUGCAGGAGAUCUUCAGACUGACACCUCAUGAGAAACAAGUUAUGAUGUUCAGCGCAACACUAAGCAAGGAGAUCCGCCCCGUCUGCCGCAAGUUCAUGCAAGAUCCCAUGGAAGUAUUUGUGGACGACGAGACGAAACUGACACUGCAUGGCUUACAGCAGUAUUACUGCAAGCUGAAGGACAGCGAGAAGAACAGGAAGCUGUUUGACCUCCUCGAUGUGCUCGAGUUCAACCAGGUGGUGAUCUUUGUGAAGUCUGUGAAUCGUUGCGUUGCCCUGUCGCAGCUGCUGGUGGAGCAGAACUUCCCCGCCAUAGCAAUCCACCGGGGGAUGGGACAGGAGGAGAGGUUGUCCCGGUACCAGCAGUUUAAAGACUUCCAGAGGCGGAUCCUGGUUGCCACUAACCUGUUCGGCCGAGGAAUGGACAUCGAGAGAGUCAACAUAGUCUUCAACUACGACAUGCCUGAGGACUCUGACACAUACCUCCACAGAGUGGCCCGUGCAGGCAGGUUUGGAACCAAAGGCUUGGCCAUCACCUUUGUUUCAGACGAGACUGACGCCAAGACCCUGAAUGAAGUCCAGGAUCGCUUCGAGGUCAACGUGGCUGAGCUGCCAGACGAGAUCGACAUCUCCUCCUACAUUGAACAGUCCAGAUGAGUUUGCGGCUGCAGCCAGUGAAGACUGUUUCUAUGACUACUGUUGUUGCUGUAUUGUUGGCAGAAAGGAGGAAAUGAAGAAAAAUCCGUAUUUGUUUAAAUAUAACCCUCCCAACAUAAAUGUAGUCAAGUUCAAAAGGCGUUUUUUAUUUUCAACAUGUCUUUGCCGAGUGCUUGUUUUAAUGUUUCCCUUGUUUAAACCAUGUUUUCAAAAAUAUUGUUUUGGUUAAAUAAAUUUUUUGUAAC
This is a messenger RNA of Poecilia reticulata (guppy), 1648 nucleotides long. RefSeq names its product DExD-box helicase 39A. Gene Ontology annotation, molecular function: ATP binding; nucleic acid binding; RNA helicase activity. Lineage: Eukaryota; Metazoa; Chordata; Actinopteri; Cyprinodontiformes; Poeciliidae. The record is from RefSeq and is a predicted model, not a curated record.